AUGAAAGAGCAUCAACGAAGGGUGCAUCGCGUGAUAGGCGAGCUUCGCGACGAACUCCUCGGGAAGCACCGCAUCGAUGAUCUCCACGCGAACGUAAUCGGAGAAGAUAUGACGAUAAAGUCGGAUAAAAUGCCCCAGACGCGCCAGCUCCACCGCGAUGAAGUGGGGAACGCGGGCGUGGUAGCGGUAGAAAUCCCGCAACGCCUCCACCCACGCCCGGACCUCCUCGACCGUCAAAAACACCCAAUUCGAGAGAAAACUCAACGGAAGGAGGUCGGAGUAGACGAUGUCGAAUUUAUGUCGUUCGAUGAGCUGCUCACAGGCCUUCACGCUGAACUCCGGGCUCAGCUCGACCAUCCGCGUGCAGAGGACCUCAAACCACUCCCGCCACUCCCCGUUGUCGAGGUGGGGGUGAAUCAAAAAGUGCAUCAAAAGUGCGCCGUUGCCCGUUUCCUUCGCGGGUUGUGGGAGUUCGGAGUGGGAGGAGUUCGUUUCUGCCGCGAAGGAGCCGCCGACGGCGGUGGAUGGCGCGGGUGGGGCGAUCGGAGCGGGAGGAUCCCCUGCCGAGGCCGCCAACGCAUCCCCCUCCACGGAUGA
Molecule: messenger RNA, 597 nt
Organism: Phytomonas sp. EM1
Lineage: Eukaryota; Euglenozoa; Kinetoplastea; Trypanosomatida; Trypanosomatidae
Source: the annotation of a GenBank genome assembly